Messenger RNA from Stegostoma tigrinum, 1643 nucleotides. RefSeq lists its product as uncharacterized. Lineage: Eukaryota; Metazoa; Chordata; Chondrichthyes; Orectolobiformes; Stegostomatidae. The coding region runs from base 618 to 1643 and encodes 341 amino acids. The record is from RefSeq and is a predicted model, not a curated record. The transcript is spliced from 11 exons.
UUAACUGAUCUGGUUAAAGGUCAUCUUUGUGACCGCAUUGUUACAUGUGCUGUUUAAGCCACGGGAAAUGGUGAGAGGGGAUAGUUUAGAAGAAAUCAGAAACUUCAACGUAAGCACAUCAUCCAGGUAAAUACCGAUCUGGUGUAGCUAUUGUAAAAUGCUCUCCAUUGUCCGCUGGAAAGCGCGCAGGGCGAUCAUACUCUCAUAAAAGUGACCUCUGUAAAGACAGGCAGAGACUCGGAAUCAGCAAAGUAAAUCAGCAUUUGAGAACUUCGUUCAAGUGUUGGUGCAGGGCGAGGGUGUCCAGGACUCACUCCGGAGUUUGAACUCUUUCCAAAUACAACGUAAUCAAAAGAACGAAGAGCGAAAUUAAAGCUUUCUUCUGACUCACGUUAGUAGUACAUUCGUACAGAGGAACAACAGCAGCUCCUGGGACUUCAUACAGUGAAAAAGGACAUGAAGUUGUUGAAGGAAAGGAUGAAGGAGACAUCACUUUAUUCAUCGCUGCCAUAUUAAUUUUAUUAAUUUGCAUUCGUUACUAUUUAAAGUCAAGUACAAAUCACAGACCAACUUCUGAAAAUCAGCCAUUCCAACGUUCGUCGCAAGACAUCAAAAGAAUGAGGUGGCUAAUUACAUCUGCCCUCUGGUUCGCGUUUAUGACAUCGUUUGAGCGAAGAACAGAAAUUGAUGUUGCAACCGCAAACGAUGAGAAAGGACAUGAAGCUACUGCAGGAAUGAAUGUAGCAAACAUUUUCUUGAUUGUUAUCAUCGUACCUUCCAUUCAAGGAAAUAUUCUCCUUAAUUUUCGUCACUACGCAAAGCAAAAAGAAAAUCAGAGAAACAGUUCUGAAGAAGGGUCUUUCAAGCAAUCGACGUCAAGAAAUGAAGUUGAAGAGAUCAAAAGAAUGAUGCGGCUAAUUACAACUGCCCUCUGGUUCGCGUUUACGACAUUGUUAGAGCGAGGAACAGAAAUGGAUGUUGCAACCGCAAACGAUGAGAAAGGACAUGAAGCUACUGCAGGAAUGAAUACAGCAAACAUCAUUUUCUUGAUUGUUAUCAUCGUACCUUCCAUUCAAGGAAAUAUUCUCCUUAAUUUUCGUCACUACGCAAAGCAAAACGAAAAUCAGAGAAACGUUUCUGAAGAAGGGUCUUUCAAGCAAUCGUCGUCAAGAAAUAAUGCUGAAGCUUCCGGGGUAAGGACUGAAACAGCUUUGAGUGUUCUGAAUACAGGCGUAAAAAAUAAUCCAGAAGAGAUCAAAAGAAUGAUGUGGCUAAUUACAAUUGAUCUCUGCUUCGUGUUUGCAACAUUGGUAUGUCUCGGAACACAAAUGGAUGUUGCAACCGCAAACAAUGAGAAAGGACAUGAAGCUACUGCAGGAAUGAAUGUAGCAAACAUUUUCUUGAUUGUUAUCAUCGUACCUUCCAUUCAAGGAAAUAUUCUCCUUAAUUUUCGUCACUAUGCAAAGCAAAAAGAAAAGCAGAGAAACGUUUCUGAAGAAGGGUCUUUCAAGCAAUCGUCGUCUAGAAAUGAUGCUGAAGGUACAAGCAGUGAAAUAACAGCACCAUUACCCUUUCUCGACCCGUUUACAGUCAUUAGCAGCCCUUCCACAACUAACUGGAACGUCAAAGGCGGUCCAUUUUGA